Cyclocybe aegerita is the source of this 789-nucleotide messenger RNA. NCBI's taxonomy places the organism in Eukaryota, Fungi, Basidiomycota, Agaricomycetes, Agaricales, Hemipholiotaceae. The record is from the annotation of a GenBank genome assembly.
AUGUACCUACCGUCCCUCAAAAAUACACCGAGGAUACACAUCCCACCCUGGUGCUUCUCCAUUAUCCUCGCCGUGACAUACCCCAACCCCGUCUUCGUCUCGUACUCAUACUCAUACUCAAACUCAAACACAAACCAUCCCCUACACUUACCGUCUCCAGCUCCCACGACUGUUGACCUUCAGCCGAUCGAGUUCGGAUCCAGUGAAGAAAGGCAAGGCGGGAACCCGGAAGAUACACGUAUCGCAACUAGUAGCCGCAGCGAUGAUCGGCCGGUUGGAUGCGAAGAGGCGUCUGAGAGACUCGGACUAAGACACGGGGGGUGCAUUCGUGAAUUGGAAACUACGGCGAUCAACUACGGCGAUCACUACGGCGGCAUCUGCCGGCAGCAGGCAAGUUUGUCCCACCUCUGUAUUUCUACGCCUUCCUCCAUUGUAUACCCUAUUCAACACGGAAACGUACAAAGCAGAUAUCAGGAUUCUCGCCUGAUAAAAGUGCCAUCGCGCGUUGCCCCUCAAGCCGCUCGCAAAGACAGGCACUUGGCCCCCUAUUGGAUUCGCUUCUAUUCCCGAUCCCCGCCGGACCUAAUCACACCCAACACAUCGUGCUCGAUAGGGCAUUUCGACGACAGCGAGGCUAGCGAGAGCAUCGAUGGUACUGGAGGAUGUUGGCCUGAGAUAGGUGUGGAAGAUGGUGGACCAACACGAAGAUGGGCGGAGAACGUCCGUAUAAAGGACGCGUACAAUGUAUUGGACCAUGAGAGCGGUGGUGUAGAGUGCCUAGACGUCUGA